Theileria equi strain WA is the source of this 760-nucleotide messenger RNA. RefSeq lists its product as hypothetical. Gene Ontology annotation, cellular component: ribonuclease H2 complex. The record is from RefSeq and is a predicted model, not a curated record. Gene Ontology annotation, biological process: RNA catabolic process. The coding region runs from base 1 to 576 and encodes 191 amino acids. The transcript has 4 exons. NCBI's taxonomy places the organism in Eukaryota, Apicomplexa, Aconoidasida, Piroplasmida, Theileriidae.
AUGCUAAGGGACGUGAAUGUGCACAUUCUUCCGUGCUUAAUAGAGUAUAAUGGGAAGACUGAUGUGAGAGAACGCUUUGAGAAGCGAAUAAAUUCCUUAAAGGAAGAAGAUUCUAACCCAGACGCUAUUGAUGGAAAUCGCACGAUAAAGGACAUUUGUGGAGAAGUAGUCGAUGCCGCAAACUUUGAUGUAAAGGUGACUGAGCAGUGUGUAGGCGACGUCUACGCUUCCAUGAACAAGAUUGACGAUUUUUUGAAGAAGGAUAGGUUCAAUACACUCUUCCGUGGUAGAGAAUUGCGCGGGAAGGAGGUAAAUUUGGAGAAAAUGGGCUACAGCAUGUCCGUUGUGAGCUCAUCGGAAUCGCAAAGGGUCCAUGAUUUCCUAAAGAAUGAAGGGAUUUCCUGCAAAAAGCUGACCAAAACAGCAAAUAUAGACCCAGUAACAAUUUGGGACUUGGAGACUGACAUUAGUCCGAAUAAUCAAAACCUCGUAGGCUACAAGUAUCUACUCAUAUCUCCAUCUAUUGCAGACUAUAGCGGGGAACAAGAGUAUGUGAAUAGUCAUCUUAAAACUUAGAAUCGCUGAUAUUUAGCGCAUGCUUCAUCAUUUCAUACGAUAUUGUAUUGUAUAGCGAUGGAUCAUCUUUUAACAUUUCUAAUGCGAGCCUUAAAAUUCUCGGAUACAGAGAUUUAUCGUUUAUCUUGUGGAAUCCAUAGGCAACUAGUCCCAGUUCCCUAAAGGAUAAUACAUUUUCCAGUCU